UCUCAGAUUCCCGGAAGAUUGUUGCUCGUCAACAUGGUUGAAGCAAAAAAGGGGUAAAACUGACAAUCAUGGUGGGUUAAUAAACUUCCUCUUUGUGUCUAUGAUAUUAAUUAGACAAGCAACCCAGAAUAUUUAGGAAAACACUGGAGUGAUAUGUCGUAUGUAUCUGUUAAGUUACCCGUGUAACUUCGAAAUUUAUUGAAGAACGUUGUAACAAAAGUGAAAGAUGUCCACCAUGGCGUCUGAAGUUGAGAUAUUCCGUGUCCUCGAAAGAGGUCUGGUUGUCACCAUCUUUUUCUCCAAAAGGAAACCUGAGAGGAAAACGAUGCAGGUCAAGUUGGAGACCAGGCAACUGGUGUGGAUUCGGGCGAUGGGUUCUAAACCCGAUGGAACGCUGAACCUUCGAGAAGUUCGUGAAGUGAGAGAUGGAAAGAACAGUAAAGACUUUGACCGCUGGCCAGAGGAAGCCAGGAAAUAUGACCCGUCCGUCUGCUUUGUCAUUUUGUAUGGAAACGACUUUAAACUCAAAACUUUGUCUGUUGCUGCUGUAAAUGCAGAUGAGUUCCAGAUCUGGAAGUUGGGGCUCCAGAAGCUGGAGAGAAGUGCUAAAGAGGCUCCAUAUCAGCUUCAGCUGGAGAGAUGGCUGCGGCGAGAAUUUUACCUCAUGGAGAAACAGGGAGCUGAUGCGGUUACCCUGAAAAAUGUCAAGGCGUGGAUGCCAAGAAUAAACUACAAAACAACAACUAAUAAAUUACGGGAAAAAUUUCAGGAAGUUUCCAGAAAUGAUGAUCAGCUUUCCUAUGAAGGAUUCGCAUCUUUGUUUCACAAACUCGUACACGUCCCCGAGAUUAUUACAAAUUAUGUUGUCGAUUACUGUGGUGAGAACAGUGGUGAAAGAAUCAUCAUGCCAGAGGAGUUUAAAAAAUUCCUUUUAGAAGAACAAAAGGAAAAAGUUGCAGAAAACAUGGGUAAUGUGAAAAACUUAAUGGUGAAAUUCCUUGAGGACCCCAUGAGGCACAGAGGAAAUGUGUACUUCACAGACAUGGAGUUUGAGGAUUAUUUAUUUUCUAAAGACAACCAGGUUUGGGACACUCAGUAUGACAAGGUAUAUCAGGACAUGGCACACCCUCUCGCCCACUACUGGAUUGCCUCCUCACACAAUACAUAUCUAACUGGGGACCAGAUAUCUAGCGAGUCCUCUGUAGAGGCGUACGUCCGGGUCCUUCGAAUGGGUUGUAGGUGUAUUGAAUUGGACUGUUGGGAUGGACCCGAUGGAUACCCCAGUAUAUACCACGGUCACACGCUCACCUCCAAAAUCAAGUUCCUUGAUGUGUUACGUGCCAUUAAAGACCAUGCUUGGGUGGCCUCAGACUACCCCCUGAUUUUAUCAUUAGAGAACCACUGUGGUUUAGGACAGCAAAGAAACAUGGCCAUGGCUUUCAGAGAUACAUUUGGCAGUGAACUUUUGAUUGAGCCAGUAGAUGGAGAUUUUAAAAAGCUGCCAUCUCCAGAACAGUUAAAGAGAAAAGUCAUUCUCAAGCACAAGAAGCUUCCGAGUGAAGGCCGGAGUGCUGAGCUGGUGGAGGUGAGAGUGGAUGAUGUGACAAGAGAUGGCGAUGUGUCAAAUUCAGUCAGGACUGGUGUCAUGUACUUAGAAGACCCAAUAGAACAUCAAUGGCACCCCCAUUUCUUUGUGCUGACCCCAAUAAGAAUGUUCUGGACCAAAGAGACGACUCAGAGUGACGACGAGGAAGAGCCGGAUGACAAUGCUCCACCAGAGGGAGGGAAAAAGAAGGUGGGGGAUAGACCUCAGGAUGAGCUACACUUCGGAGAGAAGUGGUUCCAUGGGAAGCUGGAGGGGGGUCGGAGGACAGCCAUUGAACUCUUGAACGAGUACAGUUACCUAGGGGACGGCACUUUCCUGGUCAGGGAGAGUGAUACAUUCAUUGGGGACUUCUCCCUCUCAUUUUGGAGAAGAAACGCAGUGGAACACUGUAGAAUAAAAUCCAAACAGGAUAUGGGCCAAGUGAAAUAUUACUUAAUAGAGACAACUUUGUUUGACAGUCUUUAUGAUUUAAUUACGUAUUAUCAACAAGUGCCCCUUAGGAGCCCCAGUUUUGUGAUGAAACUGACAAAACCUGUGCCUCAGUUGAAGAGUCAUGAAGAUAAGGAGUGGUACCAUGAUAACCUCAGUCGUGCGGCAGCCGAAGAUAUGCUGAAGCGGAUACCUAACGACGGGGCUUUCUUGAUUCGGAGAGGCCAGGCAGGGGACAGCUAUGCUAUCUCGUUCAGGGCUGAUGGAAAAAUCAAACACUGUCGAAUUGAACUGGACGGCAGACUCUUUGCCAUUGGGUCAGCCGAGUUUGAAAGCUUAAUAGAUUUGGUGAAAUAUUAUGAGAAAAAUCCACUCUACAAUAAAGUGAAAUUAAAAAUCCCGGUCAGUCAAAGCUUGGUGGACUCAAGAGGAGCUAAUCCACGGCAAAUUGAUGAAAGUUCUUGUACAGCUUAUAUAAACCCCAAUGAGUUGUCAAAGGUGUUCCUUAAUGGUAACGGUGAUGAUCAGUUGUAUGGGGACGGAAUUUACCACCAACCCAAUGAGAUCAUUCAGCCACCAAAGUUGAAAGUGAGAGCCAUGUAUGACUACAAUGCCAGUCGCAGUGAUGAGCUGUCAUUCAGCAAAGGAACCAUCAUCACCAAUGUCACCAAAACAGACAAUGGAUGGUGGCGGGGGGAGACGGCCACCACUCGCGGCCCCAUGUUGUUUCCCGGACACCUGGUAGAGGAGGUGGUAGAGGAGGAGACUGACCAGCAACCCCUGGGUACCCUCCAGAAGGGCUCCCUGGACAUACAAGGCUGUCGUACAGAUCGCACUGGUCGGCCAGACAAGCCCUACAUGUUCAAGAUUUUCUCACGCUCCAUGCCUAACCCGAUAGAGGUGGCGGUGGACUCGGAGGAACAGCUCAAUCAGUGGCUGGACAGUAUCGAUCAGUGCACCACCAAAAUGGCAGGGGAGAAAAUUGUGGACAAAAUGAUGGAAAAGAGAAAGUGUCUGGCGAGGGAGCUGUCCGAUCUGAUUAUUUACGCUGUGGCUGUGCCAUUUGAUCAUGAGAAGGUGUUAAAGAAGAUGUCACACAUAGCCGAAAUGUCGUCCUUCUCAGAGAUCAAGAUAGAAAGAUACUGCUCUCAGACAUAUUCCCAUUUCUUUCUACAUUAUAACAGAAUUCAGUUGAGUCGCUGCUAUCCAAAAGGAGCUCGAGUGGACUCGUCGAACUAUGACCCCAUGCCGAUGUGGAACGUGGGAUGUCAGAUGGUCGCCCUGAACUACCAGACUCCAGACCGUUCCAUGCAGCUGAACGAAGGCAGAUUCCUGAAUAACGGGAAAUGUGGCUACGUCCUACAGCCCGACAUCAUGAGGAGACCCGAGUUUGAUCCGUGCAAUAAGCAGUCUAUACGAGAUGUUGAACCAUUAACCUUAUCUGUCAAGAUAAUUGGAGCUAGACAUCUUGUGAAGUCUGGGAAAGGAAUCAUAAGCCCUUUUGUUGAGAUUGAGAUUACUGGACUUGACAAUGAUAAGAGCAAAUUCAAAACUACAACAAGUCCCUCUAAUGGACUUAACCCAAUAUGGAAGGACAACAACAGUGGAAUCUUUGACCUCAUUUGUCCAGAAAUGGCCCUCAUCAGGUUUGUGGUGUACGAUGAGGACACAUUUGGAGAGCCAAACUUUGUGGGUCAGGCCACCUAUCCUGUGACUUGUCUCAAAUCUGGUUACCGCAGUGUUCCUCUAAAGAAUGGUUUCUCUGAGGAGAUGGAAAUGGCAGCUUUAUUGAUCCAUGUGGACAAGAGAAAUCCAAAGGAGUCUGACGACAGUGAUAUAUACUCAUGCAUACAAGAUCUACGAGACAGGAAGGACGAUCUGGUCACUAACAUUAAUGAGCUGAGGCGAACAGGGAACAUGGAGCGAGUGUCCAGACUGGAGGAGGACCUCCGCGAGACGGAACAGAGCCUGCUCCAGAAGAGUGCCGAGAGGCGACAGAGAAAUGCUAAAAAGUAGUGAGAUAAAGUGGACCACACUAUUAGAAGCCCCCUGUUUAAUAUUCGCCAGCACACGACCCAUUGUGUACAGUAGAAGUUCAAACAGUUAGAGAUUUCACGACCUUGACCAAAAACACACAACUCAUCCCCUUAUUGACCUUACCAUCUAACCUGUGAUACACUCUGUUGCCAUAGCAAUGACCUCUUAACUUGUAUCUGCUGAUGUACUAUAGAUGUUGAGACAUUUUUUUGUCUAGUGCUCGAUUGCCUUGCCUUGUUUUUUCUCUCUCUCUCUAUCUCUCUCUCUCUCUCCAUUUUUGUGCAGACUUCAAAACUGUGUGAUAAACAAUGUGCAUUGAUUUAUGACUCUUUAUUUUUUAUGUUUGUUUUUAUUACUAUUAUUAUUAUUAUGAAUUAUUCUGGGUGCAGGGAGGGAGUAUCAUAGGGGUGGGUAACUUGACGGGAAUUUUUUUUUAAUGUUUAAAGUAAAUUGUGAUUUACAAAUUGUUGUAUUUAGGAUGUACAUGAGUAUAUAUACUGGUGCAUAUGCAUGUAUUUGCACUAAUGCUGAGUGGAAUAACUUUGUACAUUUUCAUUACCAGCGAAUGAUUUCAUGAUUUUGUUGUUGAUAGUGGAACAAUUGUAGAUACUUAUUUGUCUCAACAGUAUAUGAAUUCAUAGUUGUACCUUCAUGUACUAGUUCCCCUCUAAAUGACACAAUGCCAUGUUUAAUGACCUGGUAAUCGGGCCAGGUCGUAUGAAAUAAAAUUGUCUCAAUUGAGAACAAUA
Molecule: messenger RNA, 4821 nt
Organism: Magallana angulata
Lineage: Eukaryota; Metazoa; Mollusca; Bivalvia; Ostreida; Ostreidae
Product: 1-phosphatidylinositol 4,5-bisphosphate phosphodiesterase gamma-1-like
Exons: 36
Coding region: 227-4051 (1274 amino acids)
Biological process (GO): positive regulation of epithelial cell migration; phospholipid catabolic process; phosphatidylinositol-mediated signaling
Molecular function (GO): phosphatidylinositol-4,5-bisphosphate phospholipase C activity; protein binding
Source: RefSeq, a predicted model, not a curated record